ACUUCGACCUUCAAAACUGUUGCGCUACGAAGGAAACCUGUAAGGCAAUGCUGUCAACUUUUUGAGCUUCGGUCCCACUAAAUGAGUUCAAACUGACUUCCCUUUGGUUUAAAUAAAGCUAACACGUUAGCCCGGGUAACCUGAAGUUUUAAGUGGGUCGUGGAUAUCCUGGCCCCGUCGCUCUUGUGUUCCGCUGAGGAAGAUGGACGACGAACUGGAGAACUUCAUCAGGGAACGCAAGGCGCGAGUGGCUGAAGAUAAAGCCUGUUUAGAACAGGACCCUCCCUACAUGGAAAUUAGGGCAAAACCCUGCAGAGCCUAUGGGUCCACUGUGAAAGAGAACAUCCCUCCAAGGAUUCCCAACCAGGGAAAGGACGAGAGCUGCAGUGUGGGUCUGCCCCUCGGUGCGGAGUAUGAAAAGAAGAAACACAGGCUGCAGCAUGAGCUUCGUAUGGACUACAGACGCUACAUGGCUCAGAAAAGCCACCUAGACCCUGUGGAUUCUGGGCCUUUAAUCAUUCGUGACAACAGAAGGUCCAUCAAGCAGCUGCAACCUGAGCUCCUGACUGAUGUUUUCAAGCAGCGUGGGCAAAGGGAUGCAGCCGCUCUGACGUGGGACAGAGGGUUGCACAGAGCGCUGCGGCUCGCUGGGGAGGACCAGGAUCCCUUACUGUUUCCUCACAGGCACUCAGACGAGCUGGGGAGUCAAUUGGACUUGGAUUCUGAAGAGGAGGAGGAGCGAUUUAAAGAUCAGCUGGAGAAGACUGGAGCUAGAAGGGGCAGACCUAUUAGAGCUGAGGCCAGUUAUCAGACGGAUCUCUCAGCUGGAACCGAUGGAAGGGAAAAGGGUGAGCAUGGAGCAGGUACUUGGAGCCACAGCAGGAGAUCAAGAGAACUUAGUAAAAACGAGAAUGCUCCCUUUGCCACUGGACUUAUAAUAGGAGCAGCUGAUACAGGUGAGGCUUUGCAGAGGAAGAAAGAACGCUACAGGCAGGAGCUGCAGGAGCAGAUAGCUGAACAGCACCGCAACAAAAAGAGGGAAAAGGAUCUGGAGCUGAAAGUUGCUGCGACAGGAGCAAACGACCCCGAGAAACCGCCAAACCGAAUCAGACAGUUUGGUCUGAGCAGGAGGGACGGUUCUGUAGUUACGGAGCCUUCAGCAUCAGCAGAGAGUGGAUCAUCAUCCAGAACCACAGCCAGUAAUGAGAGAGGUGCUGUUAGAGGGAGGGAAAUGCCUCCUCCUGAGCUGCCACAUGCUGCCUUCCAGUCUCCUCUGCUGGAGUACAGCUCUGCUCUCAGCCUGGGGGAAGGACAUCUGUCUCCCAGCAGUCAGCACUGCGCCCCGUCCAUCCCAAAUACCAUACCUGACAUACACAGAAACCCGGCCUUCCUUCCUCAGCCACCUUCUACAAUAAGGGAAGCUUACAGAAGCCCAUAUGGAGAACCCCAUCAGUACUACGGAACCAGAAAUCUGCUUGACCCAAAUAUGGCCUACUACUGUCCUUUUCCGGUGCCGUAUGCUGGGUUUCCCAUGUCCUACUGGAACGUGCCACCUGGAGGCGCUGUGCCCAGCCAGCUGGGGAACCACAGUCCUCACAACCAGCACAGUGGCUCCAGUUUCCCAGAGCCUCCAUUACGGCCCAACAAUGAAACUGCUGCUGCUGGAUACUUCCCCUCAGAGAGGCCCAGGUCCACCAGGGACAGGGUUCUGAGCUACAGGGAGGCUCUAAAACAACAGGAAGCUUCCAGGACUGGGAGCAACAUUCCUUCCAACAAGAUCCAGGAGCAGCAGGAGCGCAGGCGUCAGGAAAGGGACGAGAGGGAGCACUUUGAGGCCCGGCUGGAGGCUGACAUGAAGAACCAUGAGCCCUGGGGGAGAGGGGGAGGAGGAGCCCCCCUGAGGGACAGCAAGGGCAAUCUCAUUGCUGACCUCAACCAGAUGCACAAGCUAAACGAGGAGGCUUACAGCAACCCGGAGCUGUGGCAGAGGAGAGCCGCGGCUGCCAUGAUGCCCCACCGGGCAGAGCAUCCUCACCCCACUGACAGGAUCACAGAGAGCAGUAGCUAUGACACUGCUGACAGGCUUCCUGGCUUUACUCAUGUUCAAACCCCCCAGUUUGCCCGGGGGAAGGUUUUCGCCAUCCAGCCCAGUGAGCAUCAGCUCCAGGAACAGGACAAGUACAAAGCUUACCUCAAACAGCAGAUUGACGAGAAAAUGCGUAAAAAAGCAGAAGAGAGGGAACAAAUCAGACUGGAGGAGGAGAAGGAGGAGAGGCGACUGGCAGAACAGAGGGCCCGCAUCCAAAGGGAGUACGAGGAGGAGCAGGAGAGGAAGAAACGGAAGGAAAUGGAGCAAAAGGCCAAGAACGAGGAGCUGAUUCAGCUGGCUGAGCAGAGGAGGAAGGAAGCAGAGAGGAAAAAGAAGGAGGCAGACGAAAAGGAGAGUGCAGCACUGAGGAGGCAGUAUGAGAAGGAGAGGCAGAUGAGAGUUGAGGAGGUCUGCAGAGAGCCUUCUCCUCCUAUCCCAACCCUGCAGAGGAAACACGGGCGACGCCAGCAGCCCACCCCAAGGCCCCCCAGUGUCCACAGCCAGAACUCCACAGCUCCCCUGUCUGAGCGAUCAUCAUCAUCAGGUCUUCAGUCACCUCCUGUUCCUGCUCGUAGGAACCAGCUCAGAGCUGCAGGAGACCACCAUGAUGUGUUCAGUGAGUUGUCAGCACUGCGUCGGCAGCUUCGCAGCGAACAGAAACGCCUGGAGAGUGAGCUGCAGCAGGGCAAGUGGGAGGAGCUAGACUCCCCCGUGAACGUCAGAGAUCGUCCAGCGGUGGAUGUGUUCGACAUGGCUCGGCUCAGGCUUCAGGCUCCGGUCCGAAGGCCGAACUCCCAAAACACAGAGCCCAGAAACCUGCUGCGUAUCCACGACUCCCUUCAGCUAAAAUACACAGAUGGAGAGUCGAGGAUGGGAUCUGGUGAGGAUACUAAACUAGAGGAAGAGGGUGUGGUCAGCAGGAGGAGCCGGGACUACAGAGACGCCUAUCAUCACUUCAUCAGCCACAGAUCUGCACUCCAGGAUGAUUAUUAUGACCUGUCUCCACCUGAGCAAAAUGACUAUCUGAGGAGUGUGAGCGGUGCAUCCAGAAGAUCUCUUCUGCUCGAGUCUGAGAGCGCUUUCAUUGACCACCUGGGUGAGGCUUCUCCGGUGCCACCUACUCCAGAGCAUGAGAGGGUCCGUCAGCUGUCCGCCAGGGAGAGGAGGCGACUGGCUAAACAGACACAGCGCCCCCAGGAACGAGCUGCUUCCAAUCAGCCUGUUGUCCCUCAGAGAAACCACCCCGACCCCUCAGGUACCAGGCGGAACCUGGAAGAAGCAGGAUGUGAGCUCAGGAGCCUGAACAGGACAGGUCAGCUGAUGGCUUUCAGUCGUCGAGAACCUAUGGAUGUGUCUGAUGGGGACUCCUCCCCCCCCGAGUUGUCGCCUCUCAGUCUGAACCGUGAGAGCUCAGAGGACACUGUCACCACAGACUCCUGGUUUGGAGCAGGAACAUCGGACACUCUGAAACGUUUGGACCGACCGUCGAGGAGGAAGCGCCUGUCUACAUAGUUUUUCCCAUCAGGGUUCGGAACGUCCCACUUCCUAACCCUGAAAGACGCUCUUAGUUUUUACAUCGUUUUGUUUUAAUUCUGUGCUGUUGAUGGGAUAUGUUCACCUUAGAAUCUAUAUUUAUGAACUCUUACCUGGUCGGAUCAAAGAACUCCAGGUUCUAGACAUUUUUAUUGAAUAAAUUAUGUUUGAAUUAAAUUCUAUUUUUAUAAUAUA
This is a messenger RNA of Girardinichthys multiradiatus, 3817 nucleotides long. Its product is annotated as centrosome and spindle pole-associated protein 1-like. The record is from RefSeq and is a predicted model, not a curated record. Bases 203 to 3601 code for a protein of 1132 amino acids. The transcript is spliced from 30 exons. Gene Ontology annotation, biological process: positive regulation of cytokinesis. Lineage: Eukaryota; Metazoa; Chordata; Actinopteri; Cyprinodontiformes; Goodeidae. Gene Ontology annotation, cellular component: centrosome; microtubule; spindle pole.